This is a messenger RNA of Aspergillus tanneri, 1731 nucleotides long. RefSeq names its product protein anchor VAC8 (gene vac8). The transcript is spliced from 6 exons. Lineage: Eukaryota; Fungi; Ascomycota; Eurotiomycetes; Eurotiales; Aspergillaceae. The record is from RefSeq and is a predicted model, not a curated record. Gene Ontology annotation, biological process: vacuole inheritance; nucleus-vacuole junction assembly. Gene Ontology annotation, cellular component: fungal-type vacuole membrane. Gene Ontology annotation, molecular function: protein-membrane adaptor activity; protein binding. Bases 1 to 1731 code for a protein of 576 amino acids.
AUGAGUGGAAUUGCGGACGCGUGCUUCUCCUGCCUGUCGACUGUUGACCGCUGGUGUCAUAUCACCUCCUGUCUCGGUGGUGGUCGCUCGAGGGAUGGAAUUUACGAGACAACUCUAGCCGACAAUGAACGGGAAGCUGUAUCUGAUCUACUAGGCUAUCUUGAAAAUAGAGCCGAAACGGACUUCUUUUCUGGAGAACCCCUUCGUGCACUGAGCACUUUAGUUUAUUCUGAUAACGUGGACCUGCAAAGAAGUGCUAGUCUGACGUUCGCUGAAAUCACAGAGCGAGAUGUUCGAGAGGUCGAUCGGGAUACCCUUGAACCCAUUCUUUUCUUGCUACAGAGCUCUGAUAUUGAAGUCCAACGGGCUGCUAGCGCGGCACUUGGGAAUCUUGCUGUAAAUGCGGACAAUAAGGUGUUGAUCGUCGCACUGGGAGGGCUGGCCCCUCUAAUACGACAAAUGAUGUCUCCCAACGUCGAGGUUCAGUGCAAUGCAGUGGGUUGCAUUACGAACUUAGCUACCCAUGAGGAAAAUAAGGCGAAGAUUGCACGAUCAGGAGCUCUAGGGCCACUGAUCCGCCUUGCAAAAUCGAAGGAUAUGCGUGUACAACGCAAUGCAACUGGGGCUUUGCUUAAUAUGACACACUCUGAUGACAAUCGGCAACAACUGGUGAAUGCCGGUGCUAUACCUGUUCUAGUUCAAUUGCUCUCUUCCCCCGAUGUAGAUGUGCAAUACUAUUGUACGACAGCACUCAGCAACAUCGCCGUCGAUUCUUCGAACCGAAAGAGGCUUGCGCAAACUGAGUCGCGGUUAGUUCAGUCUCUAGUGCAUCUUAUGGACUCGUCUACGCCAAAAGUGCAGUGUCAAGCCGCCCUCGCCCUCAGAAACCUUGCAUCAGACGAGAAGUACCAGCUCGAGAUUGUACGAGCAAAAGGCCUUGCCCCGCUCCUCCGCUUGUUGCAGUCCUCCUAUCUUCCCCUCAUCCUCUCCGCUGUCGCCUGUAUUCGCAACAUUUCCAUCCACCCUCUUAACGAAUCCCCGAUCAUCGAUGCCGGCUUUCUCAAGCCCUUGGUGGAUCUUCUCGGCUCUACAGAUAAUGAGGAAAUCCAGUGCCAUGCUAUUUCCACUCUUCGAAAUCUUGCAGCAAGCUCCGACCGCAACAAGGAGCUUGUCCUCCAAGCCGGUGCAGUUCAAAAGUGCAAGGACCUGGUUCUACGAGUACCCCUUAGUGUUCAAUCCGAGAUGACUGCUGCAAUUGCUGUGCUGGCCCUCAGCGACGAGUUGAAGCCUCAUCUUCUCAGUCUUGGGGUUUUCGACGUCUUAAUUCCCUUGACGGAAUCAGAGAGUAUCGAAGUGCAGGGAAAUAGUGCUGCCGCCUUGGGCAAUCUAUCCUCUAAAGUUGGGGACUAUUCGAUCUUCGUUCGUGACUGGGCCGAUCCAAAUGGUGGGAUCCACGGCUAUCUCAGCCGCUUCCUCGCAAGUGGUGAUCCCACAUUUCAGCAUAUCGCUAUCUGGACCCUCCUGCAAUUACUUGAAUCCGAAGACCAAAGAUUGGUUGGGUACAUUGCGAAAUCGGAUGAUGUUGUUCAGAUGGUCAAGACGAUCUCAGACAAGAAUAUUGAGUCCGACGAGGAGGAUGCGGAGGAUGGAGAGGGUGAGGUCAUUGCGCUGGCCCGACGAUGCCUCGAAUUUCUUGGAAAUGGACCCAGACAGACCCUGGUAGAAGGUUAA